Messenger RNA from Cebus imitator (Panamanian white-faced capuchin), 3514 nucleotides. RefSeq names its product spermatogenesis-associated protein 31A5-like. The transcript is spliced from 8 exons. NCBI's taxonomy places the organism in Eukaryota, Metazoa, Chordata, Mammalia, Primates, Cebidae. The record is from RefSeq and is a predicted model, not a curated record. The coding region runs from base 461 to 3490 and encodes 1009 amino acids.
AUUUACAAAACUAAAAAGAGUAAAACAAAUUUACAUUUUGUCCCUGGAUCGAUAUAAGACAAAAACAUUGUGUGGGAAAGCUGGAGUUGAGGAUGAAUGAGAUUCUGAGAAUAAAAAUCCCCGGUACACAGUCAAAGUUUCAGAGUCAACUUCAGAUUUUCAAGGAUUAUAAAAUAGAUAACCUCAUACCACUGUCUCCAACAGAUAAAAGGAACCAGAUAAUAUCUGUGUUCCAGGGAGAAAGAACAGAAAAUUGGCUGAGUUCUGUCACUGACAAAAUUUGGUGGGAAGGAGGAAUCUGGAAGAUGGGAGGGUGGAGGGAUCCCGGGGUUUCGGGGCGGGGAGGGGCUGUGCUUCAGCCUCCCCCCUCACUGCCCCUCCCCCAUCAGGUUCCCUUUGUGAUGUGAAGGCCCCAGCUAUGUGACGCAGGCCUGGGCCCCAGUCCCUAGUCUCCAAGGGAAUGCCCAGAGCUCAGUUGCUUGAAGGCAGCAUACCUAUUCAAAUGGAGAAUAUUCCAUUUCCUCUAAAAUUUCUUAGUGAUUCGUGGAUAAACACCCCCAGCUCCACGCCAUGGGUGUUGGAUAUCUUCCUCACCCUGGUAUUUGCCGGGGGGUUCUUUUUCCUAUUACUCCCCUACCUCUCUUACUUCCUUUGUGAUCCACCCUCACCAUCGCCUGGGAAGAAGAGAAUGUGUCAACUUAUCUCCCAGUGUCGAGGUCAGCGGAGGGGGAGGCCCAAAGGCAGGAAGAAAAACAACAGUCUGAAAGCUUCUGGAGACCGCCUGACAGGCCUGGAGGGGACUCAGGACUUGUUUUCACAACUGCAGCGCAUCCUGGGGCCGCAUCCUAAGAAAGGUAAAGACUUUGGUCAGCUCUUUGGUCCGGACCCCCCAGAUGAGGAGUGCAAAAGAGCACCUGAUGGAGCCUCCCAGUCCCCUCAGGAGCCGAUGGAAGAUACCGCUCCCGUGCUUUCCCCAUUAGCUUCCCCGGAUCCUCAAACCCAGCAUCCUUCGCCUCUGGGCUCCACCCCAUCACCAAGCCCAGUGGCCACCUCAGUCUCCCCUCUGAGUGCCUCCCAACCACCAGAACCUUCCCUUCCCCUGGAACACCCCUCACCUGAGCCACUUGCAGUUUUCCCUAACCCACCACACACCCCUGAUCCUCUGGCCGGCUCUCUGCCUCCUCCGAAAGGCGUCAUUGCUCCUCCCCUGCGGGACUCCACUCUGACGACUCCAUCUCACUGUGACUCAGUGGCGCUUCCACUGGGCACCAUCCAUCAAAGCUCAUCUCCAUGUGAGGAUUUGGCGACUUCUGGCCCAGCCAUCUCAGGCCUUGGCGGCUCAAGCAGUCAUGUCUCUGUGUCUGCAUUCUGGUGUCAGGAAACUACCAGAACCUGGUGCAUCUUCAACUCAUCAGUCCAGCAAGAUCAUCUUUCCUUUCAAACAGAGACUAUAAUAUCUCCACUGCUUUUCCAGGCCCAGCACCUGUCCCAUCUGAGGCCUGAGUCCCAACCCUUUAUUUCACCCACACCCCAAUUCCAGCUGUCACCUAUGGCUCAGGCGCAGGCUCAGGCCCGUCUUCAAUCCUCUUUCCCAGUGCAAUCUCCUGCUUUUGCAUCCCCAAUUAAUAAUUCUGGAGUAGCUUGCCCUGCGUCGCAGAAUAAGGCGCAAGCUCUCACCUUACCUGAAAUGCAGUGCCCUGAAUGGUCUUCUAAACAACUAGAAGGUGGGUUGGCUUUACCCUCUAGGGCCCAAAAACCUCAGGACGUCUUUAGCAUCUCCACUCCUAACCUUCCCCAGGACAGCUUGACAGCAAUCGUUCCUGAGAGCUUUCCAGUCAGUCCUGAACUCCGGAGGCAACUGGAGCAACACAUUCAAAACAACCUAGCACCCCUGAAAAGUGGGAGAGCCGGUGUGAACACAUCCCAGGAGCUUUCCUUCCUCCAUCCGUGCACUCAGCAGGUGCUGGGACACCAUAUUGUGAGGUUUUGGGCCAAACACAAGUGGAGCCUACCCCUCAGGGUCCUCAGGCCCAUUAAGCUCUUUAAGCUGGAAAAAGUUUCAUCCUUAUCCCUGACACAGCUUGCUGGUCGCUCCUCAGCCACCUAUAAAUCUAAGUCUAGCUCAAAAGUUGAGAAAGCCGUAUUCCUAAGAGAGUCACCACCCGCAGAUCUGAGAAAGCAGGUGCUGACCAAAGCAUCCGUUCAGACGCCAGACAGUCUUCUGGUGUCUUCACCUACAUUUACACAGUUCCAGAUGGCCCCACAAGGGAUCCCAUCUUGGAAUCCCCAUGGGCCCUUGAAGCCUCCUCCAGCUGGACAGGAAGGCAGGUGGCCUUCUAAGCCCCUCACAUGCAGCCUCACAGGCAGCGCCCAGCAGAGCGGGAGCGUAGGAGCCCAAUCUUCAAGGACUGGAGAGACCAUGGAGGCAGCGCCACAACCCAGCGUUCCCUUGGGAACCUUUCUGCCGGCAAACCUCCAAGGCACACGUAAGGAUGUGAGUGGUUUAGAGGCUCCAGGGACCAGUAAAGGCUCUCAGCUCCCUAAAUCAGAGACGCAGUCUCAAGUUUGUGGCGCCGUUGUGCUCCUUCCAGAUGGUUUUACUGACAUUCCCCUUGCUACAGAGAGUUUGGCUUCUCAAGUGCCCCACGGCCGUCUCCAGAGCAUGCCUACCAGGAACAUGCGGGCUUCCCAGGAGCUACGUGACCUUAUGGCAGCCAGAAGGAGCAACCUGGGGCACAAGGAGCCCAAGAACCCGAAAUGUCAAGGCUCAUGCAAGAGCCAGAACCAGAUGUUUACCCCUACUCACAAGACUGAGAACCCAGUGAAGCCCAACUUUGAAAAACGUGAAGAGAGGCUUGAAGAACUGAGGACUCCCCAGCGUACCCCAGCCACAAAAACAGAAGAAACCCGACAGGAUGAAGGCCUCCAGCUGUUGCCGUCCAAGAAACAGCCUCCUUCGAUAAGCAACUUCGGAAAAGACAUCAAACAAUUUUUUCAGCGGGUCUUUUCAGUGAAAAAAAGCAAGCCAGCACCAGUCACUGCCAAGAGCCAGAAAACAGUGAAAAACAAAUCACAUGUGUACAGCAGCUGUGCUGAAGCUGAGGGGCUCAGGACAGCAGUCGGACAGAUGCUGGAGGAAAAAAUGACACUUUGCCGUGAGCAUCAUGCCUUGAAGGUCAAUCAGCACAAACAGGAGUUCCAAGCCCCAGUCUGUGGGUUGCCCUGCAGCCACAGGCACCUCUUCCACCCGGAACACAGCAGAACGCUGGGCUAUGCAGCCAGCAGUCAACAAGCCACUCUCAAGAGCCAGAGUUACCCCAACAGAGAGAGGCACAUCAGAGAUCAACAGCCCUUGAAAAGCGUCCGGUGCAACAAUGAGCAAUGGGGCCGGCGACAUCCCCAACCCUUGCUCCCCAAGAACCCUGUCUCCCCAGUCAGUGCCCCUCAGGGUGGACUGAAGACACAACAUUUAAUGUUCCAUAAUAAAUAAAUAUCGCGCUUUUUUUCCCCCAUA